Labrus bergylta (ballan wrasse) is the source of this 7360-nucleotide messenger RNA. RefSeq names its product potassium sodium-activated channel subfamily T member 1b (gene kcnt1b). Gene Ontology annotation, biological process: potassium ion transmembrane transport. Gene Ontology annotation, molecular function: intracellular sodium-activated potassium channel activity; outward rectifier potassium channel activity. The record is from RefSeq and is a predicted model, not a curated record. Gene Ontology annotation, cellular component: plasma membrane. NCBI's taxonomy places the organism in Eukaryota, Metazoa, Chordata, Actinopteri, Labriformes, Labridae.
CCUCAAGUCCCCCCUCAAGUCCCCCCUCAAGAGUCAGUCAUGAGCCCUCCACGCCGAUCAUCCAGUUCCCAUGGUGACAGGACCUCCACAGAGACCCUGCAGAGGAACAACAGCAGCAACUCUGGCGUUAUUCUGGACAUCUCUGCUCUCAAGAUGGCUGAGGUGGAUACAGAGGUGCCUCCUCUUCCACCUCGCUACCGCUUCAGGGACCUGCUGCUGGGGGACCAGACAUUUCAGAAUGAUGACAGGGUGCAGGUGGAAUUCUACGUCAAUGAAAACACCUUCAAGGAGAGGCUGAAGCUUUUCUUUAUCAAAAACCAAAGGUCAAGCCUGAGAAUCCGCCUCUUCAACUUCUCACUGAAGAUUCUCACCUGUGCCCUCUACAUCCUGAGAGUCAGCCUGGAUGACCCAGAGGAGCCCAACUACAAGCCCUGUGCAAUAUGUGGAAACAACAGUUGGAGUAAUGCAACAGACUCAUCAAAAAUCAACUGGGAAUUGAUUUUCUGGGUUCACAGACGGGUUCCUGUAUGGGCGAUCCAGGUGUCAGUGGCCUUAAUCAGUUUCUUGGAGACCAUGCUUAUCACAUAUCUCAGCUACAAGGGGAACAUUUGGGAGCAGAUUUUCCAAAUAUCCUUCAUAUUGGAGAUGAUCAAUACAGUGCCAUUCAUAAUCACAAUCUUCUGGGCUCCACUGAGAAACAUUUUCGUCCCUGUGUUUCUAAACUGCUGGCUAGCCAAAGGCGCCCUGGAGAACAUGAUUAAUGAUUUCCAUCGAGCCAUCCAGAGGACCCACUCUGCCAUGUUCAACCAGGUGUUCAUCCUCAUUUGCACCUUACUGUGUCUGGUUUUCACGGGAGCCUGUGGGAUCCAGCAUCUAGAGAGAGCCGGGAAGCACCUGACUCUGUUUGACUCGUUUUAUUUCUGCAUCGUCACCUUCUCCACUGUGGGCUACGGGGAUGUAACGCCGCAAAUUUGGCCUUCCCAGCUGCUGGUGGUCAUUCUCAUCUGUGUUGCUCUGGUUGUGCUCCCACUGCAGUUUGAAGAACUUGCGUACCUUUGGAUGGAGAGCCAAAAGUUAGGAGGAAACUACAGUCGCCACCGGGCACAGACAGAGAAGCAUGUGGUUUUGUGUGUCAGCUCGCUCAAGAUUGAUCUGCUGAUGGAUUUCCUAAACGAGUUCUACGCUCAUCCCAGACUACAGGACUACUAUGUGGUGAUCCUGUGUCCAACAGAGAUAGACAUUCAGGUUCGCAGAAUCCUCCAAAUCCCUCUUUGGUCCCAGAGGGUCAUCUACCUUCAAGGGUCUGCCCUCAAAGACCAGGACCUGAUGAGGGCCAAGAUGGACGACGCUGAAGCCUGCUUCAUCCUCAGCAGCAGGAACGAGGUCGACCGCACUGCUGCUGAUCACCAGACUAUUUUGAGGGCUUGGGCAGCGAAAGACUUUGCUCCAAACUGCCCUCUCUAUGUCCAAAUUCUCAAACCAGAAAAUAAAUUCCAUGUUAAAUUUGCAGAUCAUGUCGUAUGUGAAGAGGAGUUCAAGUAUGCCAUGUUGGCGCUGAACUGUGUGUGUCCGGCCACGUCUACCUUAGUCACACUCCUGGUCCACACCUCCAGAGGACAGGAGGGACAGUUAUCCCCAGAGCAGUGGCAGAGAACGUAUGGGCGCUGCUCUGGCAACGAGGUCUACCACAUCCGCUUGUGUGACAGCAAGUUUUUUGGAGAGUACGAUGGAAAGAGCUUCACGUACGCCUCCUUUCAUGCCCAUAAGAAGUAUGGUGUGUGUUUGAUCGGCGUAAAGAGAGAAGACAACAAGAGCAUCAUGCUGAACCCCGGCCCCCGACACAUCAUGGCUGCUGCCGACACAUGCUACUACAUCAACAUCACCAAGGAGGAGAACUCUGCCUUCAUCUUCAAACAAGAGGAGAAGCACAACAAGGGGCUGCCAGUCACCGGCCUCUACGACGCCCCCUCUAGGCUGCCAGUGCACAGCAUCAUCGCCAGCAUGGUUGAUCAGGCCACGUCAUAUGGAACUGUAGCCAUCGAUCUCCAGAACCCAGAUCCGCCGGAGGAAAGCAGCAAACUGACCUUGCCUACAGAGAACGGAGCGGGAAGCCGCAGACCGAGCAUCGCACCUGUCCUGGAGAUCGCAGACUCCUCCGCCAUUCUACCCUGCGACCUCCUCAGCGACCAAUCAGAAGACGAGACCAAUCAAUCAGACGAGGAGGGCUCUGUAGGCUCAGAUUUCGUGAAGGGCUACCCUCCCAACUCGCCCUACAUCGGCAGCUCUCCAACUCUGUGCCACCUCUUGCCACAGAAAGCUCCGUUCUGCUGCCUUCGCCUCGACAAGGGCUGCACUCAUAACAGCUUUGAGGAUGCCAAGGCAUAUGGCUUCAAGAAUAAGCUGAUUAUAGUGUCAGCAGAGACUGCAGGAAACGGUCUGUACAACUUCAUUGUCCCUCUGCGUGCUUACUAUCGGCCCAGGAAGGAGCUCAACCCCAUAGUGCUGCUGCUGGACUACCCGCCAGACAACCACUUCUUAGAGGCCAUUUGCUGCUUUCCAAUGGUUUACUUCAUGGCUGGAACAAUCGACAACUUGGACAACCUGCUACAGUGUGGAAUAAUCUACGCUGACAACCUAGUGGUGGUGGACAAGGAGAGCACCAUGAGCGCUGAAGAGGACUACAUGGCCGACGCCAAGACCAUCGUCAACGUCCAGACCAUGUUCAGGUUGUUCCCCAGUCUCAGCAUCAUCACUGAGCUCACACACCCGUCCAAUAUGAGGUUCAUGCAGUUCAGAGCCAAGGACUGCUACUCACUCGCUCUCUCCAAACUGGAGAAGAUAGAGCGUGAUAAGGGCUCCAACUUGGCCUUCAUGUUCCGGCUGCCGUUCGCUGCAGGCAGGGUGUUCAGUAUCAGCAUGUUGGAUACACUGCUUUACCAGUCUUUUGUUAAAGACUACAUGAUUGCUAUCAUAAGGCUUCUUCUGGGUCUGGACACCACGCCAGGUUCUGGGUACCUGGGUGCUAUGAAAAUCACAGAGGAGGACCUGUGGAUCAGGACGUACGGCAGACUCUUCCAGAAGCUUUGCUCCUCCAGCGCUGAGAUCCCCAUCGGUAUCUAUCGCACCGAGUCGCACAUGUUCUCCACCUCAGAGGGUAAGGACAGUUCUGCACAGUCUCAGGUGUCCAUAAAUGUGGAGCAGGGCGCAGAGCACACUGAGCGCAGAGACACCUGGAAGGAGAAAGCCUCUCACAGAAACUCCACCACGAGCGACCAAUCAGAGCACCCGUUGCUGAGGAAGAAGAGCAUGCAGUGGGCGCGGAGGUUGAGCAGGAAGAGCGCCAAACCGUCGAGCAGAGCAGAGAGAAUCUCGCAGCAGAGACUCAACCUGUACCGACGUUCGGAGCGGCAGGAGCUGUCUGAGCUGGUCAAGAACCGCAUGAAGCACCUCGGCCUGCCGACUGUGGGAUACGAGGAUGUUUCUAAUCUCACUGCGAGCGAUGUCAUGAAUCGAGUAAAUCUAGGAUAUUUGCAAGAGUUGCAGGACAUUUCAGAGCACCCGUAUACAGAGGGGACCAGGCCGGCAGGGCCACAAGCAGACGAGAUGAACGACCACCAGAACACGCUGUCCUACGUCCUCAUCAACCCUCCUCCUGACACCAUGCUGGAGCUCAACGACAUUGUGUACAUAAUCCGCUCCGAUCCGCUGGCACACAUGCCGGAGGACUCCCAGGUGGGUCAGGCCCGCGGCACAAGGAACCAGCAGGACUUUGGCACGGAGACGAGGGAUGAGACUCACCUCUGAGAGCCCCUCGACCCUCCUCCACACCCUGACCCUUAACGUUCAAGCCCAGCCUGGGCGUGAGAUAGCUGGUUUGUGUCCUACAGAUGGGAGGCUUAGGUCAGCAGUUCAUCAUGAAUGUGCAUUAUGUGUCUCUCAGCCUCAGAGUCAGAAAUAAUCAACGUUUUGAAGACGGCCACAGAAAGAGCUGCUGUUUCCCACUGAGCUGCUACAGGAGGAUGCAUGAAGAGUGCCUAGUUAACCACCCCGACUUCCCCAAGCCCACCCGCUGUACUAGCACACAACACCCUCACAACGUUUCAUCCGUAUCUUCUUGGGUAUUUGGAUUUUUGCACACAUACUGUACAGGAUAUGAAAUCAUGAUUCAUCACAGGGGUGAAGUUGCCCUCCUGCCACGACUACAACCAACCCAACUACUCAUCUUUCUACCUAAACUCACCAAGAACUGAAUCAUGAGGGGGAAAUAAACCCUCCUCCACAUCCUCCUGUUUUCUACGAGUGAAGGCUACGUAUUUCUAUCAAUUUAAGCAUUGUUAUCAUUCAAUUACACUUUCAUCUGCACUUUUCUUCUUUUAUUACAAAGUAUCUGUUUUUUUGGUCUCUCUUUGAAUCAGACGAGAUUUCAUUUUCUUUAUGAGCACAAACGUUUUUUACCUAUGAAUAUACACACUGUAGUGGCACUUUUAUGCGCCAUAUUAGAAUCGUUAGCAUUUCUCUCUCGUUUUGGUUCGUUUAGGAUGCAGAUUUGUUUUGUGAUUGUUGUGAAAGGUUGAAUAUUGUUAUAUCAUUUUGAUGUGUUAAGUGUCCUAAAUCAUGUCUGCUACACUCUGUGCCAUUCUUUUAUUUUGUAAAUAUUUUUUAUAAUCAUUUGUGCCAAGCUUUCCUCUUUUGUGAAAUCAGUGUUUUUCUUGAAAGAGCCUGGCGGACAUGAGCCCAAGUGAUUAAUGUUCAGAGAUCAGACGGGCAGUACGAGAGAUCUCUUCUGGUCAGAAAAGCUGAGCAAGGUAGAAGAAUAUUAAGGCUCAAUUAAGAUCAAAUGAUUUUGGUGGUCCUUGGGUCGUUUCACUUUGCUUACAAAACAUUCUCUCUGAAUGUGUAUUUAUAUUUCAAGUUGCUCAUGUUUUAAAAGACAUAUCUAUAUUUUGUUUUAAUUUAACAUUUUGUAAAAUUGUAUUUUUUAAGAUGUUCACUAUUAUAAGUGGAUUUUAUUUUGAAGCGUGUUGGGGAAGAAGCUUGUCAACACUCUUAGGUCUAUGUGAUCGAUGUGAAGCAGGAAAGCAGCUAGCUGUACCUCAAAGUCUUACAGAUGUUACUCUUAUGCUUUGUUUUGUAUUUUGUUGAUUCUUUGCAAAAACUCUAAAUUGGAUAUUGUAGCUUUGGAUAAAACAAGCUAUAGGGUUGAGGAAUUCUUGGGCAAACCAGGCUGUCUGUUUCUCUCUGCUCCAGUGUUUAAGCUAAGCUACACUAACAGUCCUCUGACUGUAGUAUAAUAACUGAAAGACCUAUCUCUAUUUACAGAUUACAGAUGUCAAAAUGGAGAAUCUGUAUUUCGGGGUCUGGACUCUAGUAUGUGAAGUGUUUGGUUUCUGUUUGCAGUAAAUUUGUGGUCUGAAUAGUGUAGACCGUUUAUGGUGAAUGGUAAAUGGACUUGACCCUUUCUAGUCUUCUGACUUCUGGCUUUGUUGUAUGCAGGAAAAAAAACAGUCGGUAAGGAGAGCAAUCUGCCAUAAUAACAUCUCAUCAGCGGUACUCUGAGUGUUUAUCUCUAUAAACAGAUAUUUGAAUGCAUGUAUAGCUAACAGUCCGUUCUUUAUCCAAGUUCAGCCUAAGCAAACAAUCUGUUUGAAGCUGAGUAGCAAAGCCAAUCAGAGCUUAGAUUUCCCAACUUCCUGGAAUGUAUCGUAAAUGAUUGAUCCGACCUCCACUCAACAAACAGGCGUUUUAAAAGUGUUCUUCAUUUUGAGGGCCGACUUGAUAAACUGCCUUUUAACUUUAAAAAAAUCUAAAUCAAGAUGUCGCUCUUUCGGCAAACUUGUUGAAGUAAGCCUGAGUGAAGCCUCUGUGUAACUUAUUAUUUAUUAUUUAUUUACAAGCCCUCCUCAUGAGCUGUAAUUAACAUCUACAUUGUAGACAUUUCUGAAGGGGUGAAUUCAGCUUCUCUUUUGAUCUGAGUACAUGAUGGCUUCACAAGUAGCUAAUUGGACUGUUAACAGGGUUAGGCUGGAGGUGGGUGAGGGUUACAUUUUGACUGGAGGGGAUUUAGCACUAAACACUCGCUACACUAGUCUUAGAAGUUGAAGAAGUUGGACAUGGUCUCCAGAGGUGGACUACAGCCGAUGGGGUUUAAGACUUUUGACCGAUAAGAGAUGAGAAUUGUUUCAAUCUUCUCCAGGCGAGAAAUCAAAUGGGCGUAUUUGUUGACCUAUAAUUUAAACGUAUCCAUCAAAAGUGUACUUUCAGAUAAAUUAUCCAUUUACCUUGACUCAAAUAUCAUUAGCAGUGUUUGCAUCCCACAGCAGGAUCUACCGUUGAUAUUUCUUUACUUUUGUGAUGUUUCCUUGAUUUCUGCUUAUUGUGAUUCUCCACGUUCAGCACAUUUUUGUGAGUUGUAGUACAGCUGCUUUUGUUUUGUCUCUUCUGUGUGUUAAGAAAAAAAAGAAAGAGGACUUGAACUAUUUUUGCACUAAGCUCUGCGGGGAUGUCACGAGCAGAACAGCAAGACCCUUUAACCUGAAUCUGUGCAACACGGUGGACAGUAUUCAACCUUUCAUGUGACGCAAAGACAAACAUGCAGAGUCAUGUCGCGCAUUGAGUUGAUUUACAUUGUAGUUGUUUGAAAGCUUAUUUUGGUAAAUGUUAUUUUCCAAAGUCAAAGAAUAAGAAGUGAAUGACACAGUAUUCCAAAUGAAUUGAUUCCUCUGAGAUCUGCUAUGUUUGGGUUGUUUCAGAGGAGUCCGUUUAAGCUUUUCAUGUUUGAGUUUGUCCCUCUAAGAUGUAGUUUUUCUCUUUGCUCUGCGGCCCCUCAGAUGUCAGUUUACAGGGCAGGAGAGCUGAGGAGUGAAAGUGUGAGAGAUCAUUGACAGACAAUAAGAUCGACGUUCAGAUUCACUCAUUCGUUGUCCUCGGUCCUCACUUGUGAUAAAUCUAAUGUCUCCACAAUGUUCACCACUGAUCUCCUCCUGUCCAUAAUUACAGAACCACACAGGGCAUGUAAACCUUACAAAGCAUGUUUUGAUAUUCAAGCUUGCCAAGAACGAUGAUUUUCUUUUUGGACAUUUAGCAGGACGUCACGUGUGAUGUCCAACAGCUAGAGAAACCCAUAAUUUAUCAACUGCUUGCAAGUUGGAGCCAUUAUUUGAUACUGUGUAUUUAUAUGAAUGGAACAUGCAUGUUGUCUAGGUGUUACCAAAAGCCGACGUAUUAUGUUUACCUCCACUAUGUUUUUAAGUCAAUGUCAAAAAGGGGUUAAUCCAUUUUGUACUAUUUCUAAUGAGAAGCGAGUGUACUUGGACAUAAAAUAUGAACAAAUAAAUGCUGCAUGCAGCCAGAGAAAAAUGAA